UUUCAAGAUGGAGGAAUGUUUUAACAAAGUUGUGUCAGUUCACUUGAAGUCUUCAAGCCGAGAAAACAGAAAGUCUGUCGUACGCAUCAAUGUAUCUUUUCGCUCGAUCUCUUCGCCAACGAACAAAGAACUUGUUGUCCGAAUCACGGAUGAAGAAGACUUGUGCUUUCUCUACAAUCUUGUUUUAGGCGAAACUGAUUUCCACACGUUAAAAAGUCAACAAGGUUUGUUGGUUGAUUUUUGUGCCUUUCCUCAAAAGUUUAUUGACCUGUUGGAACUUUGUCGAGAAGAAGAACAACGAGAUAGUCCAAAAUUUCUGCUUCAGUUUGUUGUUGGCAGUGGUUUAGAUCAAGGUGUGGCCACUCUUCAUGUGGUAGAGACCAAUCCAUUUAAACAUCUGACUCACUUAUCAUUGAAAUUCCUUCCUGGAUCUGAUUCUGAAGUCAAAAAAUAUCUGGCAAACUGUCUUAAAAAUCUGCAGGAUGAGAAACAAAUCUUAGAAAGGCGUCUUGCCAGUACAGAGGCUGAUCUUCAACAAAAGCUUAGCACCUGCCAAGAGGUGUUAGCAAUCAAAACAAGAGAGUUAAGCUCAGUUCAAUCAGACUGCUCAGCCAAGUCAUCUCAUUUGGAAAACAAGCAUGCACAGGAACUGGCAGCAGAAAGGGAAAAAGCACUUCAGUUGGCCACUGAAAAACAACAAAGUUUUGAGAGAGAAAAGAGAGAACUGGAACAGAAUCACCAAGCACAGAUGGUGAGAUUAGAGGCCAGGCUCAAGGAUGUUGAAAACUCCAACAGAGACCUGAAUCAGAAAAAGUACCAAGCUGAUUCUUGCAUCAGAGACCUCAAGUCCAAACUAGCAACACUGGAUGAGGAAUGCAAAUUUGCCAAGCAAGAACUUCAUAAACUUCGCCGUGAAAAUGGCUCCCUGGAUUCAGAAAGACAUGAACACAGUAAAACACUCAGCCAACUGCAGACUAGAGUGGCUGUGUUGGAACAGGAAUUGAGGGACAAGGAACAGGUCAUAGCACGGACCAAUGAACUGUUGGAGAAUUCCAAUGAACAACGUAGAAAGCAAGAGAAGAUAUUGGAAGAAAAACAGGAACAGAUCAAUAAAAUGGAAGCCAAUAUGAAAUCUGUAACAGCCGACGUGAUCAAGGGAAAUGAGAUAAUACAAAGGUUACAAUCAGAAUUACGGACCUACAAGUCUAAGAUGAAGCUGAAGAGUGUGGUGAUGACUAAACAAGAAAAGCUCCUUGAAGAAAAGGAAACAGCUUUUGAAAAACACAGACAGGAAAAAUCCAGCUUGGAAACUAGCUUGAAGAAUAAAGAGGAAGAGCUAAAGAAGCUGAGUGAGUCAUUGGAGACAACCACAGCCAAGCUUGAAGAAAGUAAACAAUUGCUGAAGACUAAUGAAAACGUUAUCAAUUGGCUGAACAAGCAAAUGAAUGACCAGAUGAUGUCCCAGCAACGGCUGGGGCCUUUUGAAAUGCACACGAAACCUGUGUCCACACGAGGACCGCCUCUAGUGCCAUACAACAAGGUGACGAGCACAACAGGAAGCUCCACCACCUCAGCGGGAAACAGAACGGACAUUCCACGUUUCUCGGAGCCAGCUCAGAUCUCAUACAGAAAGCCUGGAUCUCGCCAUGGACUUCUUCCUCAGCCAGUGGGCCAGUCGACUCCCAAUGUACCAUCAGGUGUGCUGCCUCCUGCAGGGGGUGUCACCCCUCUCAGCCGCCCGCUGACCGGUUUGACGCACAACACAGAACCCUUUCUCGACGCUAAGUAUCUUCAUCCUACUGCAAAUGGAGCUCAGAGGACUGGCACCGAGCCUCCACUUAUGUCCGCUUACUUUCCUAAACCACGUGGUACAUUGCCUACCACGUGAGCACCAUAUGUAUGGCAAGUUUCCUGUGAAAAAACUUUUGGGAAGUAAGAGAGAUGGCCUUGCGAAUCAUUGAAAUGUACGCGUGCGCAGAGAGGAAGCUUGUUUUAAAUACAAUCAAUUGCAUCGUUAAGGUCCGAAAGACACGGCCCUACGGGCCAGUUUUUUCCCACCUCCUUUUUCAACUGCGGAAAUAACUCCCUACAAGUUGCCUUCGUUUAGAGUUCUUUUCUUUCAUCAAGAAGUUGUCAUGGCUAUACAUAGAAAGCUUCUUCCAUCUCUGAAUAACUUUAUGCGCGAAUUGAAAAAGACUAUCCAAAUUUAAUCAAACCGGCUGUAGCUGCUUAUUUUUCCCCAUCGGUGAGACUUUGUUAACCGUGGACAGUCCCUCUAAGGUGAAGUUUUCGUUAAAAGAUGUAUGGAACCUCAGAGCCAAAAAAAUACGACGGAUUAAGGGCUGCAGAGUUAAAAAAAAAAGCAGAGUUGUGACUUUUGGCGCUUCACGGUAUUUAUUUGUUUUUUCUAAUGACGUGAGUAACAAGUGUGUCAGAUGCCAACGCGUACAAUUAGAAGCAGGCUUCGGGAAUUCUUGUAUACCAAUGUAAUCCAGUAGUGCAAGAGGCAGCUUUAUGUACAUAUCUAUAUAAUAAAAGUCGUGGAAAUGUUCAAA
Pocillopora verrucosa is the source of this 2555-nucleotide messenger RNA. RefSeq names its product spindle assembly abnormal protein 6 homolog. Gene Ontology annotation, cellular component: centrosome; centriole. Lineage: Eukaryota; Metazoa; Cnidaria; Anthozoa; Scleractinia; Pocilloporidae. Gene Ontology annotation, biological process: centriole replication. The record is from RefSeq and is a predicted model, not a curated record.